This is a messenger RNA of Syngnathoides biaculeatus (alligator pipefish), 1547 nucleotides long. RefSeq names its product metabolism of cobalamin associated C (gene mmachc). Bases 617 to 1417 code for a protein of 266 amino acids. Lineage: Eukaryota; Metazoa; Chordata; Actinopteri; Syngnathiformes; Syngnathidae. The record is from RefSeq and is a predicted model, not a curated record. Gene Ontology annotation, biological process: cobalamin metabolic process. Gene Ontology annotation, cellular component: cytoplasm. The transcript has 5 exons. Gene Ontology annotation, molecular function: cyanocobalamin reductase (cyanide-eliminating) (NADP+) activity; FAD binding; demethylase activity.
CUAAGUAACAGCCUCUUUAACAGCUUUGAUACUUGCUCGGAGACUCAGUUACGACCACACUCCUACUCAGGGUUAGGAUUUUCAUACUAAAAAGUACAGCAUAAUCCUGCGCGAAAAAGUAUAUUUUGUCCCAAGGCUAAUUUGGACAAAACGUCGGUUGUCAUUUGGGUUAGCAAACAAUGCUAAAGACAAUACAGUAAUGAAUUUGUCGUAAGAACGACAUAAAUUGUAAACGCAAAAGACGGCUGUAACUACAAAUAGUAUAUAAAAAGGUGAAUUGACUAAUAUGUAAUAGCAACAAAACGUAAAUAUUACUCCUAGCUUCGCGAACCAAUUUUAAAUCAAGUAGCCAGGCGUGCUGCGUGAUGACGUCACAGCCAGGCACCGACAACAUCUGGGAAUUGUAGUUUUAGCGGGCGUCUAUUGUGUCUUUUAAUCACAGGAAACCCCUAAUAACAUAUUUGAAAAAGCCCUGAAUUGAAACUAUUGUGUGUUAUAAUUCCAUUAAUUGAUCGAUACUGUGGUUAUAUUGAACGAAACGUCUCAUUCCCAUCUAAUGCCAAUGUAAAAGAAAACCAUAUCCCGCAGCGCCCAACUGUGGUGAUGUCACGUCGAAAUGGCGACCUCCACCAUCGACGAGAAAACUGUUAAAGACUUGCUCGCGGACGGUCUUUCGAAACUCGGAUUUGAAGUAUACACGUUAAAGGUGGGUUGGUACAACUCCGUGUUGCCCCCCAAGCUGCACCUGCCUCACCCGGAUGACUGCUUGGCCGUGGUGGUGCUCAGCACUCCGUCCAUGUUCGAGAAAGCCUUCCUUCCCUUCCUGGAGGAGAGAGGCUCCCAGGGACUCUCUGACCCCAUUGACCUGUGCGUCAAACACUGUGUCACUUCUGUCCUCUCGCAGAAAUUUGCGGGACAGAAGGUAGACGUGAGGUAUGACUACGAGCUGCUCCCCAGCAGAAAGCCAAAGUUCUUGGCGCAGACGGCCGCACACAUGUCGGGAGCGGCUUUCUACUACCAGCAGUCCGACGUCAGCGACCAACCCUGGGCUAGCAAAAAGAUGUUCGGUGUGUGCGUGCAUCCCCGGCUUGGAGGCUGGUUCGCUAUCAGAGCUCUGCUGGUGUUCCAAGACAUCAAAAUGAACCCGGAAGAGCUGCAGCCCGAACCUCGGGACUGCGUGCCCUCCAGGGAGGCCAGGAUUCGGCUUCUGGAGGAUUUCAACUUUCGCUGGCAGGACUGGAGCUACAGGAAUAUCGUCACUCCGACGGAAACUUACUCCCAAAAACAGCAGGACUAUUUUGCCACCCCGCCCGCCCAGCGACACGCUCUGCUCAGGAGUUGGGGUCUCCUGCCCGAGUUGGGCGACGCGCCCUCUCACAACUCAAGCGAACAGGCGCAGGCGAACGGACACGGCUGAGAUGGGAAAGCUAAAAUUUCACUCAUCUCGUCUAAAGUAGACGCUUGCAAAAAUGCCUUACGGAUGUGAUUUGCUCUUAUUCGAAUGUGUACAGAAGCUGACGAUCGAUACAUCAUUUAUGCAUUUUUUA